UUAUCUUUUUACCUCAUCUUCUGUUCCCAAUUUUCUCAAAGAGUCCAGUCCAUGGACUCCACCACCACUAUCUUCAACUUCAUCUUAUUUGCUCUUCUAGUCUCAAGCACCAGAGCCGUGAACCCUUGUGCUUCUCAAGCGGACGACCCGGAUCUUUCCAUCAUUCCCAUCUACAGCAAAUGUUCACCUUUCAUUCCACCAAAACAGGAUACAUUGGUCAACACACUCAUCAACAUGGCCUCCAAAGACCCACAAAGGCUCCAGUAUUUGUCGAGCUUGAAGGCCCAAAUGACCACUGCUGUCCCAAUUGCUCCAGGACAGCAUGUCCUAGACGUCGGCAACUACGUAGUCCGGGUCAAGCUGGGCACUCCGGGUCAACCCAUGUUUAUGGUCUUAGACACUAGCAAUGAUGCUGCUUGGGUACCCUGCUCUGGCUGCACUGGUUGCUCAAGUUCCACUUUUAUUACCAAUACUUCUUCCACUUAUGGCUCAUUAGAUUGCUCCAUGGCUCAAUGCACCCAAGCCCGUGGAUUCUCUUGCGCAGCCACCGCUUCUUGCCUUUUUAACCAAACUUACGGCGGAGAUUCCUCUUUCUCAGCUUCUCUUGUGCAAGAUUCUUUGAGAUUAGCUAAAGAUGUGAUACCAAAGUUUGCUUUUGGAUGCAUCAACUCUAUCUCUGGUGGCUCAAUCCCUCCUCAAGGGUUGUUGGGUUUGGGUCGUGGACCCUUAUCUUUGCUUUCUCAAUCUGGUUCGCUUUAUUCGGGUGUGUUUUCAUAUUGUUUACCCAGUUUCAGAUCUUACUACUUCUCGGGUUCGCUCAAACUCGGACCGGCUGGUCAACCCAAGAAUAUUAGAACCACCCCACUUCUACGAAAUCCACACCGGCCAUCACUAUACUACGUGAACCUCACCGGAGUUAGUGUAGGUCGGGUUCGAGUACCAAUUUCCCCGGAGCUCCUAACCUUUGACCAGAACACUGGAGCAGGGACCAUAAUUGACUCAGGUACAGUGAUAACCAGAUUCGUUGAACCGAUUUACGCAUCAAUCAGGGAUGAGUUCAGAAAACAAGUGAAAGGGCCAUUUUCAUCUCUGGGUGCAUUUGAUACGUGCUUUGCAGCAACAAAUGAAGCGGUAGCACCAGCUAUAACGCUACAUUUCACAGGCCUGAACUUGGUUUUGCCUGUGGAGAACAGCUUGAUACACAGCAGUGCAGGGUCGCUGGCGUGUUUGGCUAUGGCUGCCGCACCAAAGAACGUGAACUCGGUGCUUAAUGUCAUAGCUAAUUUGCAGCAGCAGAACCUCAGGAUCUUGUUUGAUGUGCCCAACUCUCGCUUGGGAAUAGCCCGUGAGCUGUGCAACUAGAUUAUUAUAUAUAAAUUUGUAUGUUCUAAUGUUUUGAGAAAUCAUAUGUUACCAUGUAAUGUAGGGUUAGUGGAUUUAAUAAAUGGGAAAAGUCCUAUAGUUA
Manihot esculenta (cassava) is the source of this 1465-nucleotide messenger RNA. RefSeq names its product aspartyl protease AED3. Gene Ontology annotation, molecular function: aspartic-type endopeptidase activity. Gene Ontology annotation, biological process: proteolysis. The coding region runs from base 52 to 1362 and encodes 436 amino acids. Lineage: Eukaryota; Viridiplantae; Streptophyta; Magnoliopsida; Malpighiales; Euphorbiaceae. The record is from RefSeq and is a predicted model, not a curated record. The transcript has a single exon.